AUGUCCUCUCCUCUGAUGCCUGGAGCUCUGAGCGACUCCUGGGCGGGCGUCUCCAGCUUUAACCACCGCCUCCUUUUCUCCACUGGGACACUAAACUUAUCCGAGCGCAGACUGGCCCACUACCGGGGACCGCGAUCCACAAGUGACUCACCGCUGCAUGGGGAUAAGUUUGUGCCCGACAUGAGCGCCUCUCCGCGGGCACCACACGCGUCAGUCAGCGGGAAGCCAGGGAACGCGAAGCCGAGGCUGGGUCUGGGACUUCCAGGCUGCUCCCCGUAG
Molecule: messenger RNA, 279 nt
Organism: Knipowitschia caucasica
Lineage: Eukaryota; Metazoa; Chordata; Actinopteri; Gobiiformes; Gobiidae
Source: the annotation of a GenBank genome assembly